Molecule: messenger RNA, 2826 nt
Organism: Nomascus leucogenys (northern white-cheeked gibbon)
Lineage: Eukaryota; Metazoa; Chordata; Mammalia; Primates; Hylobatidae
Product: zinc finger protein 718
Exons: 4
Coding region: 911-2251 (446 amino acids)
Biological process (GO): regulation of DNA-templated transcription
Molecular function (GO): DNA-binding transcription factor activity, RNA polymerase II-specific; RNA polymerase II cis-regulatory region sequence-specific DNA binding
Source: RefSeq, a predicted model, not a curated record
UCCGGGAUCUGGCGCGGCCUUUGCCUGUAGCUCCAGCCAGAGCUCGGAUAGGGCCUCAUCGCCCUGCUCGCGCUCCUUAGAGAGGCCUCGGUGAUUCUGCCACAGCCUCAGCCUCUGUCGCUCUGUGAACUGCCAGUAUUGGAUGAUUCGUAUCUAAGACUCUGGGACACUCCUGAAGUCGGGAAAUGGUGAGUCUGCGGGGCAGGGCGUCCGGAGGCUGGGGAGGCCUCAUCAGAACCAGCGGGAAAUGGCGGCGAUGGGACAAGUCUGUGAAUGGAGUCGCCGCUCAGCCCUCUGUCCUCAGUCCCCUCCGGUGAGGGACCCGCGCUCCUGUCAGUCCCCGCACAGCGGCUCUGGCCCAGCGUGCAGCCCUCCUUGUGCAGCUCUGCGCCACUGGCCCUGCACUUUCCACAGGCUGUGGGGUGAGGAGGAGCUCAUCUGGAAGACGCCGGCGGCUGCCUGCUCGGUGCCCGCGUGGGAGGAGCUGUGGUCCGGGAUCCCGUGCCUACUUUACCCUGUUCAGAAUGAGAUCGAGGCCCCAUGAAAACAUGGAGUUCAUGUGAGCAAACAGGACUUAUUAAUGGGACAGCUAGCUCCGCCGUGGCUGGUGGUUUGGGGUCUGCCAGCGGGUCUUGAAAGAAAGGCUUUUGUGAGGUGUGUGAGGAAGCGAAGCAAAUCACCCGCCCCCCUCCAACUUGCCCACCAGUCCCCUUGCCCUGUGCGCCUCCUCCGCGUGGCUGUUCCAGAAUAGGCUGGUGUCGGUUCGCAUCUUUUAGAAUACGCUAGUGUGGGUGCGCACGGCGCUUCUCUUAGUUCUGAACUCUUAACAUUCAGGGAUGUGGCCAUAGAAUUCUCUCCAGAAGAGUGGAAAUGUCUGGAUCCUGCCCAGCAGAAUUUAUAUAGAGAUGUGAUGUUGGAGAACUACAGAAACCUGGUCUCCCUGGGUGUUACUAUCUCUAACCCAGACCUGGUCACCUGUCUGGAGCAAAGAAAAGAGCCCUACAAUUUGAAGAUACAUGAGACAGCAGCCAGACCCCCAGCUGUGUGUUCACAUUUCACCCAAAACCUUUGGACAGUGCAGGGCAUAGAAGAUUCAUUCCAAGAACUUAUACCAAAAGGACAUGAGAAACGUGGACAUGAGAAUUUAAGAAAAACUUGUAAAAGUGUGAAUGAGUGUAAGGUGCAGAAAGGUGGUUAUAAUGGAAUUAACCAAUGCUUAUUAACUACCCAGAGCAAAAUAAUUCAAUCUAAUAUAUGUGUCAAAGUUUUUCAUAAAUUUUCAAAUUCAAACAAACAUAAGAUAAGAUAUACUAGAGAUAAAGCCUUUAAAUGUAAGGAAUGUGGCAAAUCAUUUCAUGUGCUCUCAUGCCUAACUCAACACAAAAGAAUUCAUACUGGAGAGAACCCCUACACAUGUGAAGAAUGUGGCAAAGCCUUUAAUUGGUCCUCAGUUCUUUCUAAACAUAAGAGAAUUCAUGCCAGAGAGAAAUUCUACAAGUGUGAAGAAUGUGGUAAAGGCUUUACUCGGUCCUCACACCUUACUAAACAUAAGAGAAUUCAUACUGGAGAGAAACCCUACAUAUGUGAAGAAUGUGGUAAAGCUUUUAACCAAUCCUCAACCCUUAAUUUACAUAAGAGAAUUCAUUCUGGACAAAAAUACUACAAAUGUGAAGAAUGUGGUAAAGCCUUUAAGUGGUCCUCAUCCCUUAAUGAACAUAAGAGAAUUCAUGCUGGAGAGAAACCCUUCUCAUGUGAAGAAUGUGGCAGUGUCUUUACCACAUCCUCAGACUUUGCUAAACAUAAGAGAAUUCAUACAGGAGAGAAGCCCUACAGAUGUGAAGAAUGUGGCAAAUCCUUUAAUAGGUCCACAACUCUUACGACACAUAAGAGAAUCCAUACUGGAGAGAAACCCUACACAUGUGAAGAAUGUGGUAAAGCCUUUAAUUGGUCCUCAACCCUUAAUGUACACAAGAGAAUUCACUCUGGAAAAAAUCCCUACAAAUGUGAAGAUUGUGGCAAAGCCUUUAAAGUGUUUGCAAACCUGCAUAAUCAUACGAAAAUUCAUACUGGAGAGAAACCCUACAUAUGUAAACAAUGUGGCAAAGCCUUUAAACAGUCCUCACACCUGAAUAAACAUAAGAAAAUUCACACUGUAGAUAAACCCUACAAAUGUAAAGAAUGCGGGAAAGCUUUUAAUCAGUACUCCAACCUUCCUCAACACAAGAGAACUCAUACUGGAGGAAAACUUUAGAAAUGUGAAGAAUGGGAGCCUUUAUGUCUUCCUCAAUCUUUUCUAAUCAUAAUUCAUACUGGAGAGAAACUCUAUACAUGUGAAAAAAUUGACAAAGCUUUUAAUCCCAACUCAAUCUGUUCUAAACAUAAGAGAAAUGGUAUUGGUGAGAAGCCAUAAAAAUAUGAAAAAUAUGGAAAAGCCUUCAAAUGCUUGUCACAUCUUACUGUACAUAAUUCUUACUGAAGAAAACCCCUAGGAAUAUUAAAAGUGUGGUAAAACCUUUAACCAAUGCUCAUAUCUCUUUGCACAUGAUAGCAUUUAUACUUGAGAAAAAUUGUGCAAAUAUAGAAAAUGUAGAGAAGCCAUUAAUGCCUACUCAUAUGUUACUAAAUACCAGAGAGUUUGUACUUAAUAAAAGCAUUAUAAAUGUAAUAUUUGUUGAAAGACCUAUUAGAAAAUACAGGUCUUAAAAGUGAAGAAGAGUAUUCUGAAGAUAGACAAUACAAAUAGAGGGUUGUAGUACCUAUACUUGCAUCGUGGGUCUUAUUGUGCAUAUUUCAUAUUAGAAGAAAACCCUGAAGCAGUUGCCCAAA